Messenger RNA from Rhododendron vialii, 2418 nucleotides. Its product is annotated as laccase-7-like. The transcript has 6 exons. Gene Ontology annotation, biological process: lignin catabolic process. NCBI's taxonomy places the organism in Eukaryota, Viridiplantae, Streptophyta, Magnoliopsida, Ericales, Ericaceae. The coding region runs from base 35 to 1840 and encodes 601 amino acids. The record is from RefSeq and is a predicted model, not a curated record. Gene Ontology annotation, cellular component: apoplast. Gene Ontology annotation, molecular function: hydroquinone:oxygen oxidoreductase activity; copper ion binding.
GUUCUUUUGCUUAUUUCAUACUGAUUUCCCAUAUAUGGCUCGUCCUAUGUUGUUGGCAUUUGCUAAUUUAGCCCUUUUGGCUUAUUCUUCAGUGGCCUCUGCCGAAAUCGUGGAGCAUUCUUUUCAUGUGCAAAAUUUAACUAUCAACCGGCUGUGCCACCAGCAAGUCAUCACUGCUGUGAACGGAGACUUUCCCGGCCCAACUAUAAAGGUUCAUGAGGGUGACACACUCGUCGUUCAUGUCUUCAAUAAAUCUCCCUACAAUCUUACCAUUCAUUGGCACGGGAUUUUCCAACUACAGAGUGGAUGGGCGGAUGGGCCUGCAUAUGUAACACAAUGUCCGAUAUUCCCUGGAAACAAAUACACAUACAAAUUCACCAUCAUAGGACAAGAAGGGACCCUUUGGUGGCAUGCCCACUAUGGGUACCUUCGUGCAACUGUAUAUGGGGCGCUAAUCAUCCGACCGAGAAUGGGUAACUUGUACGCGUUCCCAAAACCUUCCGAAGAAUUCCCAAUUAUUUUAGGAGAGUGGUGGAAUACUAGUGUUAUUGACGUCGAGAACGAAGCACUUGCCACUGGUGGAGCGCCUAACAUUUCCAAUGCUUUCACCAUCAACGGUCAGCCUGGUGAUCUAUAUUCAUGCUCAUCAGAAGACACAUAUAAGCUGAAAGUUGUACAAGGAGAAACAUAUCUCUUGCGCAUCAUCAACGCUGCGCUCAAUACCCAGCUCUUCUUCAAGAUAGCGAACCACACAAUGACAGUUGUUGCCGUGGAUGCCUGUUACACCAACCCGAUGGUCACCGACACCAUCGUCAUGGCUCCCGGCCAGACCGUCGAUGCACUACUCACCGCCGACCAACCACUAGCCUCCUAUUACAUGGCGGCACAUGCCUACGACAGCGUGGGAGGUGUAUACGAUUCCACAAACACCACCGGGAUUAUCGUGUAUGAAAAUGCGACAUCGUCAACCCCAUUGAUGCCUACCUUACCUGACUUUGACGACACUUCUUUGGCCUUCCAAUUCUAUUCAAAUUUGACGAGCCUAAUGAGUGGGCCUUAUUGGGACCCCGUCCCAGUCGAAAUCGACCAGUACAUGUUUGUGACGGAAGGCUUGGGCCUUGCACCUUGCGGAUCGAACAGUGCUUGUGAGGGUCCUUUAGGGCUCGAAUUUGCCGCGAGCAUGAACAACGAAUCUUUCGAGCUUCCUACUAAGUUAUCAAUGUUACAAGCGUUUUUCUACAAUGUCAGUGGGAUCUACACCACCGAUUUUCCUAGUAAUCCACCGUUGGAGUUCAACUACACGGACUCAAGCAACGCUUUGAAUACAUCGCUCGUGAUGACGACUAAGUCGACGAGGGUUAUGAAAUUGAAGUAUAAUUCUACGGUUCAGAUUGUGUUUCAGAACACGGCGUUGGUGGGGACGGAGAACCACCCGAUACAUUUGCACGGGUUUAACUUUUAUGUUCUGGCACAAGGGUUUGACAAUUACAACGAUGUAACUGGGCCUGAAUCAUUCAAUCUCAUCAAUCCGCAAAAACGCAAUACCAUUGGAGUGCCUGUUGGAGGGUGGGCCGUCAUUAGAUUUGUGGCAAAUAAUCCUGGUGUAUGGAUUAUGCAUUGUCACUUGGAUGCGCACUUGUCGUGGGGCCUGGCGACUGCUUUUGUUGUUGAGAACGGGCCCACAUUGUCGACAUCUUUGCCUCCUCCUCCACCAGAUUUACCCCUUUGUUCGUUUUAUGCUAAGCAAAGAAGACAAUUUGCCAAGAGGGAGGAUGAUGCCAAAACUUCAGUGCAUGAAAGACUUGUACCCUGUGCAAGGUACAACACUCUUAUGCACUAGAGUUUGGGCAUUAAAAACAAGUUUUGGCUGAUUAGUGAAAUACCCUUUUUUUUUUGUGUGUGUGUGGCCGAUUUAGCUCUUGGCCAUUUUUUUCCCCCCCCCAAAGUUGCUAUGGUUCUCCCUGGGAGCUUGUGGUGUGAUUGUAAAAUAUGUGGUUUUGGGUUUUUUUUUUUGUAUAAAAUCAAAUAUCCAUAAAAAAAAGAAGUUACAUGGAUUAAAAGAUCUACCCAAUUGUUAAGAUCUUCAUUACCAUGUAUCUACAUCGAUCUUUCCGUAUUGAGACCCAAACCCAUUACUCAACCGUUGCCCGUUGAUUGUUUUGCAAUCACCGAGCAACAAUCGACUUUGUUUGACGGAGGGGAGCACAUUUGGGACAUGGAGGCCUAAGAGAGGUAAACUGCAAGGCUGCGGCAACCUGGUGAUUUUGGUGUGACCACAUGGAUGCGUUGAUAUCUUGAUUGUGGAAGGAGAUGCUAAUAAUAUGUGAAAGCAAUGAUGUAAUUUUAGUUUUUUUCGUUUCCCCUGCCAAGGGACAAAACACUGGCAAGCAGUGGCGAAGAAAGGAUUUUAAUAUGGGG